Molecule: messenger RNA, 581 nt
Organism: Solanum pennellii
Lineage: Eukaryota; Viridiplantae; Streptophyta; Magnoliopsida; Solanales; Solanaceae
Product: cysteine proteinase inhibitor 5-like
Exons: 1
Coding region: 63-452 (129 amino acids)
Molecular function (GO): cysteine-type endopeptidase inhibitor activity
Source: RefSeq, a predicted model, not a curated record
CACACGUUAAACAUUUCCCCGCAUUAAAUUCUCAAAAACUCCUCUUUCUCUCUCACACAAAAAUGGCCCUAAAAUUCAACCGCAAUCUCGCCGGAACUCUCUUCGCCGCCGUGGUAAUCGCUUCCUUCUUCUUCCACGCCUCCGCUGCACUCGGCGGAGGAAAAGGCGGUUUACUCGGCGGUUGGAGCCGUAUAACCGACACAAAAGACAGUAAAGUAGUGGAGAUCGGUAAAUUCGCAGUGGAUCAGUACAACGAGGAUUCCAAAUCCAAAUUAGUGUUUAAACGAGUGGUGAAAGGAGAAACACAAGUCAUCGCCGGGACAAAUUACCGACUGGUCAUCUCCGCCACAGACGGCGGUCGUCGUAGCCGGAGCGGCGAUAAGUACUUGGCGGAAGUUUGGGAUAAGCCAUGGAUGAGCCGUAGGAAUCUCACUUCCUUCAAAAAAUUAUAGAUUGUGUUUAAUUUUCUGGUGUUUUGUUGCAAAAAUGUUGUGUUCAUUGUGAUUUUUAAGUUUCUUAUUAAUGUUUAAUUAGUGAUUUUUGUUUACUGUUAAUAUAUUUAAUUUUUUCUCUUAGUACUA